AUGAUAAGUUAUCACAUCCAUAACGUUAUCGAAGAUUACUGCAAAAACUACAGUCAAUACUGUGAACGACUCAACGCUUUUGUUAAAGAGAAUAUGAAUUGGAUUAAAAAUGAACUUGCAAAUAAAACAUCGGAUGACAUCUAUUGGGCUCAGGUGAAUCGUACACUGUAUCAAAUCACUGGUAUUUAUCACGGUUAUGACGGUAAGACUCCGCUUAACGCAACGAUUUCAUAUGAUAUGCAUCCCAUUUUGUGA
Molecule: messenger RNA, 255 nt
Organism: Anisakis simplex (herring worm)
Lineage: Eukaryota; Metazoa; Nematoda; Chromadorea; Rhabditida; Anisakidae
Source: the annotation of a GenBank genome assembly